Ipomoea triloba (trilobed morning glory) is the source of this 2748-nucleotide messenger RNA. RefSeq lists its product as uncharacterized. Gene Ontology annotation, biological process: DNA integration. The record is from RefSeq and is a predicted model, not a curated record. The transcript has 2 exons. The coding region runs from base 1 to 2748 and encodes 915 amino acids. Lineage: Eukaryota; Viridiplantae; Streptophyta; Magnoliopsida; Solanales; Convolvulaceae. Gene Ontology annotation, molecular function: nucleic acid binding; RNA-DNA hybrid ribonuclease activity.
AUGGAGACAUACGUAGACGACAUGAUUGUCAAGAGCCGUAGAGGUGUCUCAUACGUAGACGACAUGAUUGUCAAGAGCCGUAGAGGUGUCUCAUACGUAGACGACAUGAUUGUCAAGAGCCGUAGAGGUGUCUCUCAUGUCGACGACAUGAUUGUCAAGAGCCGUAGAGGUGUCUCUCAUGUCAAAGACCUUAACGUCAAGAGCCGUAGAGGUGUCUCUCAUGUCAAAGACCUUAACGAGGUAUUUUCUAUUAUGAGAAAUUUCAAUUUACGCCUGAACCCUAAGAAAUGCACAUUCGCAGUCAAUGGGGGCAAGUUUCUGGGAUUUAUGGUUACUAGAAAUGGGAUAGAACCAAACCCAGAAAAGGUAAAAACCAUUCUGGACAUGGAACCCCCGCGGUCCAUCAAAGAAGUCCAAAGACUCAAUGGUCGCUUAGCGGCUUUGGGUCGAUUUCUAUCUAAAUCGGCCGAACGAUCCCUUCCCUUCUUCCAGAUACUAAAGAAGAAUAAGGGGUUUGAAUGGACCCCAGAGUGUCAGUCGGCCUUCAAUGACUUGAAAAAAUAUUUGCUAUCCCCGCCACUGCUUGCAAAACCAGAGGCGGGUGAAACCUUACUCUUAUACCUGAGUAUAUCUCAGGGUGCGAUCAGCUCCGUGUUGGUCAAAGAGGAAGGGGGGACUCAGCGUCCCAUUUACUAUGUGAGCAAGGCUCUACACGACGCAGAACUACGGUACACUGCCGUGGAGAAAACAGUGUUUGCUGCGGUCACCGCCUCUAAAAGGUUGGCCCAUUACUUCCAAGCUCAUCCCAUCCAUGUACUCUCACAUCAACCAUUAGGGAGUUUCUUACGAAACACUAACUCUGCUAGGAUGGCGAGAUGGGCCAUGCACCUCAGCCAGUUCGACAUUGAAUUCAAACCAAGGCCCGCCAUCAAAGGUCAAGCCCUUGCGGACUUCAUAGUGGAAUGCACAGCCCGCGAUGUGACGGAGCAGGUGGAAAAUGAAGAUGGGGGAUGGUGGACCUUGUCUACGGAUGGCUCAUCCAAUAGUAAAGGUUGUGGGGGUGGAGUAGUGCUCAUCACCCCAGAAGGAUUCCGCGCUUACUAUGCAAUCAGGUUCCACUUCAGGUUAUCUAACAAUGAGGCAGAGUAUGAGGCCCUCCUCAACGGACUGCGGUUAGCAGCAGGACUACGAGCAGAAAAAAUUCGCAUCCGAUGUGAUUCUAAGUUAGUGGUCGGUCAGGUGACUGGGGAAUAUGAAGCCAAUGAAGGGAACAUGCAAAGGUACAGGGAUGCAGUGCUGCGAACCUUGCGAGAAUUCGAAGGGUAUGAAAUUCACCAAGUACCUCGAGAACAGAAUGCUGACGCUGACAUGCUCUCCAAGCUGAGCACUGGGAUCCCCGGUCACAUUCGCAAGAUUGCUCGGGUUGAGGAUUUGGAGACAUCCAGCAUCGACAUCUCAUGGGUCUGCCCCGUGCAAUCCAGAGAGCCAUGUUGGAUUGACCACAUCACAAAGUACAAGAAGGAUGGCACUUUACCAGCGGACGAGCAAGAUGCAAAACUAGCAAGGUUGCGGGCACCCAGCUACGUGAUAUUGGAAGACAAGUUAUAUAAACAAUCCUAUAAUGGCACACUUUUGAAGUGUGUAUACCCUGACGAAGCAGAGUUGAUGAUGAGAGAAGUUCACGAAGGAGUGUGCUCCGCGCAUCAAGGAGCAUACACCAUAGCUCGACGCAUCAUGCUGCAAGGCUUCUUCUGGCCAAAGAUGUUGAAGGAUUGCGCAGAAUACGCCAAGCGAUGCCCUAAGUGUCAAGAAUUCCAGACAUUGCCAGGACGACCCGCGACCAACUACACUCCGGGCUCGGGAAGCCGGAAGUACAUUAUCGUGGCCAUUGACUACUUCACCAGAAGCCGGAAGUACAUUAUCGUGGCCAUUGACUACUUCACCAAAAGCCGGAAGUACAUUAUCGUGGCCAUUGACUACUUCACCAAAUGGGUGGAAGCUGAACCUCUGGCUAGCAUCACAGCAGCCAGGUGUAAAAAGUUUGCAGAGAAGAACAUACUAUGCCGCUUCAGCAUCCCCAUCCAAGUAAUCACUGACAACGGACGUCAAUUCGAAGGCGGAGAGUUCUCAGACUUUUUGACGAGAUGGGGCAUCAAGCACAGCCGGGUGGCGAUGUCAUACCCACAGGCGAAUGGUCAAGUAGAGAAUGCCAAUAGAACCAUCCUUGAUGGUUUGAAGAGGAAAUUGGAAGCAGCUGGCAGGGCGUGGGUUGAGGAACUGGACAGCAUCCUUUGGACCUAUCGCACAACCCCAAGGAGGGCUACUGGUGAAACUCCUUUCGCCUUGAGUUACGGGUUCGAAGCUCGAGCUCCAGCAGAGGUGAUGACACCGAGUAGAAGGAUGGAAGAAUACGAGGCAGAGCAAAACGAGAUCCAACAAGGAACCGAUCUCAAUUUCAUAGAUGAAAAGCGAGAAGCUGCGUUCUGUAGGAUGGAAAACUACAACAGGCAGUUGAAGUCCUAUCAUGACGCCAAAGCAAAACCCAGAUACUUCCAAGUAGGCAAUUAUGUUUUGAGAAGGAGGGAAGCCAGUCAACCCUUGGAAGGAGGCAAGUUCGCGAAAAAAUGGGAGGGUCCGUAUAUCAUAGACGAGGUGAUUCGCCCAGGAACCUACAAGUUGAUGAUAGUAGGAGGCAGGUUGAUUGACAGAAUAUGGAAUUCAGAACACUUAACGAAAUUUUAUCGGUAG